This is a messenger RNA of Ichthyophthirius multifiliis, 957 nucleotides long. Its product is annotated as protozoan cyanobacterial globin family protein, putative. The transcript is spliced from 4 exons. Gene Ontology annotation, molecular function: oxygen binding; heme binding. The record is from RefSeq and is a predicted model, not a curated record. Lineage: Eukaryota; Ciliophora; Oligohymenophorea; Hymenostomatida.
AUGGAACAAACUAAAGAGAAUUACGUUUAAUAUUUAGCAUUGUCAUUUGGAGGAUAAUAAAAAUAUACCGGAAAAUAAUUGAAAACAGUACAUACUCCAUACCAUAUACAUGAUAAAUUAUUUUCUUAUUGUAUUUUAUAAAUUUAAUAAGCAUUUAAAGAUAAUGGAACAGAUGUAAGUUCUGCGAAUGAAAUCGGAAGACUUUUAGAAUGUUUAAGAAGUGAAAUACCGAAAAAGAAUAAUACACUUUUUGAUAGGUUGGGAGGAAAUGCUGUUUUCUAAAAUUCUAUGAACAUGCUAUAUAAUUAAAAAAUUCCAGAAAAUGAAAAAAUAAAAGAUUUUUUUAAAAGUGUUAAUAGGUAGUAAUUGGCUUAAAAAAUGUGCGAUUUCUAUACUAUGAUUACUGGAGGACCUUAUUAAUAUAAUGGAAAAAAUGUAAAGGACGCACAUUAAAAAUUUUAUAUAACAUAUCUCUAAUUUGAAGUUUAUAAAAACUUAUUAAAAGAAUGCUUGGAGGCUGAAUGUAAAAAUAAAUAAGCUAUUUUGGAAUUCAUUAAUUUGUUAGAAACUAUUAAAAUAGAAGUAAUGGGAGGAAAAUCACCUUCUUUAUUCGAAAAAAUGGGUGGAGAAGAAUAGUUGAAUAUAUUUACAGAAACAUUCUUUACAAGGGUUAUGGCUGAAAAAAAAAUUAAACAUUAUUUUAUUAAUGUUGAUCUUAAAAAAUUGAAAAUUCAUUUUAAAGAAUUUCUUGGGAUGGGGAUGGGUGGACAUGGAAAAAAAUAUAAUGGUGAAAAUGUGAGAGAUUUUCAUUAAAAAAUGGAUUUUAGUAAUAAAGAUUUCGAUAAUUUUAAAGAAUUAAUUGUUUUAACGGUUUAAGAUCUUAACUAUAAGCCAGAAAUAUAAUCUGAUAUAAUUAACUUUUUCGAAUCUAUGAGAUUGAUGAUUGUUUCAGAAUGA